UUAUUUAAAAAAUUUUUUUAAAAACAAAGAUAUUUGAAAACUAAGUGGUACAAUUAACUUUUUGCGAUUGCCGUAUAAUAAAAUUCUGAUCUCCAUCAAAAGAGUUUUUGUCGUCUCUAAAGUUAUAAGAGUAAGGUGACAUGAAUUUUGAUUUUCAUCGAAUAAUGAUCUUCGCAAAUUGUACAUAAUCGAUUGAAUUGCUAAGAAUGCAACAAUUUGGACGACUUGGUUGAUGCUUCGAAAAUUCGUUGCAAGCUAUUGGAUUUUGAAUAUGUUAAAGAGCAAUACGAGUCCAAUCGCAAGGAGCUACUCAAUCGUUUAAUCGGCAGCGUACUACAGUAUCCAGAAACUUGCAAUGCUAAGCAAUUACAGGAAAUGUUUAUGAAAAUGCAAAUCUUCAUUAUAACCAAUUAUAGCAUAGGAUCGCCGAAAGAUCACGUGCUGCUAAAGAAAACCGAAGAGAGUUUGAACAGCAUUAUAGGCAAAAGGGAUCUAAAAAAUUAUAUAUUAAAAAAGAAAUACAAUCGUUUGGAAUAUUUGCAACGUUUGGGGGCCAUUGUAUGCGGUAUAUUAAUAUUCAACGAUCAUGCUUUUCAAGGCGAUCCGGAAUGUGUUCGAGACAUCUUCUCCGAUCUAGCGAUGGCUAAGAAGAAUGCCAAAGAAGCUAUCGAGGCAAGUAUAGACCGGGCGAUUAAAUUGAUAGCGAAAGGCAAUGAAUGCUUCGCGGCACUUAUCGUUCUCGAUGUCCACGAGCAAAAGGUUAAAAGCUUAUGGCCAAUUGCUAAAUUGCGGGACACCAACAAGUUCGUAAUGCUUUUCGAAAGCUAUAGGCGCUAUCUGAUCCAUUUGCAAACAAUAUUUAACAAGACUCAAUACUUAAUUGAAGUCAAUGAGAAGAAGUUCGACUGCGUUGUAAAUAAGAUAAAUGAAAUUUUAAAAUUUCGUUCUGCCGUCGAAUCCGAACUGAUAUUCCCGCAUUUUGUUUAUCUCUCCGAACUAUGGACAACGUUAGAAUUGCAUUUAGCUCAUAUAGCGGAAAUUAUUAAAAUUAAAGAUCAUUUGGAUGAAUUGGUUAGUGAAAAUUUAGAGCGCAAUUAUAUCGAGAAUUUGGAAGCGACAAUAAGAGAUAGUAAAAAUAUUAAAUACCCAAUCGAACCAACUUUCUCUGAGCUAAUGGAAUUAACAAAUAAAUGUGAAGGUCAAUUGAAUUUGAUGAAGUUGAAAAAUAGUUUGAAAGAUUUUUGCUCAUUGACUAUUGCCCUGACAAACGGUCUGCUGAUGCCAGCAUGCUUGCAGAAGAAAUUAUGCGAAAAUUCUGAUAUGCUUUUUGGUUUUGCGAAUAUUGAGAAUGCUAAAUAUGCCGAAAGGUAUUUCGCGGAAUUUUUAAAAACACUUAGAAAUGCUGUUUUUACUUCUACCGAUUUAAUUGUAUUAUCUGGUAUGGAUGAUGAAGUGUUAGAGCAAUAUGUGAAGCUAACUCACAAAGCUGAACCGAAAACUAAGACCUUUGAAACACAAACGGAAUUCGUUAUUGAAAAUGAUCUUUCCGUGCCAAAUCAAAUCAAUGUUACCUGGAAUGUUUGGGAUUUUCAUAGAGAAACAAUACGCCUGGCCAAUAUACGUCAGCGGCAGACACAUUCAACUCAGUCAAAUCUUUCAUAUGGUAAAAGAAACGCUCAAAAUCAAGCUUACCACACUCGGCAGCAUAAGGGUUUUUAAACACACGCACAAUUAUUGUGUAUAUAUUUA
Messenger RNA from Glossina fuscipes, 1749 nucleotides. Its product is annotated as cilia- and flagella-associated protein 206. Gene Ontology annotation, biological process: regulation of cilium beat frequency. The record is from RefSeq and is a predicted model, not a curated record. The transcript has 6 exons. Bases 376 to 1719 code for a protein of 447 amino acids. Gene Ontology annotation, cellular component: ciliary basal body; axoneme. Lineage: Eukaryota; Metazoa; Arthropoda; Insecta; Diptera; Glossinidae.